Microsporum canis CBS 113480 is the source of this 8541-nucleotide messenger RNA. RefSeq lists its product as hypothetical. NCBI's taxonomy places the organism in Eukaryota, Fungi, Ascomycota, Eurotiomycetes, Onygenales, Arthrodermataceae. The record is from RefSeq and is a predicted model, not a curated record. The coding region runs from base 1 to 8541 and encodes 2846 amino acids. The transcript is spliced from 4 exons.
AUGGCCAUUUUGAGCCCAACGACAGUAUUUGUCGCCCUGGUCCUCGUCUACAUCUCCUCCUUCGUCCUCUUUGCUAUCAUCCGCAUCGCCACCGGGAUCUCCAUACAGCGGAUCGGCUAUUUUUCACUACGACAUAUCGCAUAUUCGCCGCGGGAGGGGGUUCACAUCAAGUUCGGAGGGAUUGGGAUUUCGAUACACAGGCCCUCGCUCGUUCAGCCUACACGGGCUACCGUCUCCCUUGACUUGAAGGUUCUUGCUAGCUCUCGUCGUCGAGCUGCUGCCGGGCAAACAACGGAGGACCUGAGCAAGGAUGGAGUUGCGCCGGAGAAUAAGUCUGUGGGAGACGGCGACGGCACAGCUAAGAAGGAAUCAGCGUCAUGGGAUAAGACGUGGAAGAUGCUGAAGGGAGUGAAGGAGAAGCUCAAGCAGUUGCUCAGACAGAUAAAAUGGCUGGCGCUGAUCGAUAUCUCCGCCACGGAAACUACUCUCCGCAUUAGAGAUGCUGGGGAACUUCAUGUCGGUGCCCUGACAAUGUCUCUAGAUGCGCGGCGCAAGGCUAUGCAGAGCGGGAAGCAGUUUCGACAGAAUGAGGACGCUUCAGGCGAAAGGCGGUCUCCAGAGUGGAUUUUCAAUGCGCGCAAUAUUCUACUGGCUUUGGAUGGCUGCGAACACAAGGAAAUAUUUGAUAAUAUUGGAAUAAACGUCCAUGGCCUUCUUCAAAAUGGCGUGGAAGGAUUACGGGAGGUCUCGAUCUCGGUCAAAGUCGGGAGGCUUCACAUUCCAUAUGACGAUGUUCGCUCGAUACUACUCCGGAUAAAGGGGCUCUCGUUACCGGAUAAUAUGGUCACAGAUGCAGCAACCUCUUGCGAAGACACUGAUGACGAAACGGCGCUGGGAAAUAUCAUGGAAGAAUCGGAUUCUGAAUUGCAGGAUACCCAUAACGAGGUGGUGGCCCAUCACCUUACCGAAUCCAAAGCUUUUGUUGCCUCCUUGCUUCGUGGAAUUCAGGACUUCCAGCUCGCCUUGAGCUUUUUCCGUAUUUCUAGCACCGUGAAGAAACCUGAGCCCAUGCAGAAGCCUUUAUAUUUAAAUUUUUAUACGCACGAAGUGGGUAUUGACUUCCACAGAAUGGACCCAGCCCAUCCAUCUCACAGGAUGUACUUUCAGCGUGACGAUGUUGCCCACCAAGCCUUAAUAGCUGCCAUAUCUUCGUCUAUUUCUCUAGGUGAGAAUAUAGACGAGCACGACAAGCUAAUAUACAUUCCAAUGGCCACGACAACUAUCAAAACGACACUUCCUUCUAAAACGAUGACAUUGGCAGGCGGCCAUCGGGAUGCCGCGGAGCGGAAUUCAAAUGUCAUUUUUGCAAAUUUCGUCAUUACAUCUCCCUCCAUGGAUUUGGAGCCUAGACAUCUAUCAAAUGUCCUGGCCCUAUUGCAAGCAAGAGGGUCUUCCUCCAGCGCCAGCUCUCAAAACAAACACUUUCUUAUGUCUCGUCUUUUACCAAAAGCAGUAAUUAAACUCUCUGUUCACGAACCUGUCCUUAGAUUUGCACUCCCGACUUCAGACCCACCAGGCUUACCAGACUAUAACCUGCUUGUUUCUUCUAUAUCCUCUAUUUCCCUGGAUAUCGAGUCAUCCCAUUCCGUUGGAGAGGGUGCCCAAUACUCGUUGGUUGCCACGUACCGCAUUUCUUCUCAUUUGAUAUACUACCAAACUGCCUCAGGGGUUAGGCAUCGUCUCCUGGCGACGGACACUAUGGACCUCAAGUGCUAUAUAAACGCAACAACAGAGAUAGCUGUUGCUAUUUCGGGCUCCAUGAACUCGUUUUCCAUCCAUAUUCUUAGCGGGGAGGUUACUCGGGGGCUUCAUGAAGCUGUUAAGCAGCUGAAGAGACUUAUGCCUUCAAAGCAAAAUUCUUCUCGCGAUACACCGUCACCUAGCCUGUUAAGGCACCUACCGCCUUGGUUAAUCCGCUUCCAGUUCGAAUCUUCCGCUUUUAGCAUUGAAAUUGCCGGCUCGGAUCCCACUGUUGGCCCUGCUACUAGAGGAAUCGUCCUUCACCUGGGCGGAUGGUCGGUAGAAUAUCAGCUACAGAAACCAAAGCCGAACCCACGAUCUAUGCGGCGCAGAACUCCUAGCCACUCGGCUAUUUCGGACGACCCAUUCAGGUUCACUCCCACGUCACCCUCUGGGAAGUCGUAUGCUCGUCCCUCGGAUGGUAGAAGGCUAGCAUUUCACGUCCGGCAACUGGAGAGUUUUAUUAUGGAGUCUGUAGACUAUAUGGAACCAGACGCAUUUCUCUCCGUGCCUCAGUUUGAAGUCGCCCUUACUACUUCGAGUGAUCUUCAAGGACCAAUUUUCCACAUCAACUCCACCGUUAACGAGAUCAUUGUAAAACACUCACUUUAUCGAUGCUAUGCCAUUGGGAUAGCGGCUACCGCCAUCAAUGAUGCGUUUUUCAAAUCUACCACUGAAAUGUACACUCAUGGCCCUAAACGCAGAUCCUCUUCGCUGAGAGCUCCCGGAAAAGCUUCCUCCAAGGUCGAACUCACCACUUUUGAUAUCAAAGUUCCUUCAAUACAAGUUCAAGGUGUAAUGCCGUCAGAUCCAAGGAUGCUACUGCAAGUAUAUGGAUUGGUUGCAGGUCGACAUCGCUGGUCGCCACCUUUUAUUCGAUCGCAUCUGAUUCGACUUCAUGUGGAACCUCCUAAAGUAAAGGGUACUUGGACAAGAAUUAUUAGUGUUGGAGGCGUCCGUGUUGGGCUUCGAGAGAGCAGGACCAAGCAAGCAGAGACCCUGGGCACAACGAAAUCAUACGAUAUCUCCUCAGAUUUCAUUCGUGUGGCCGUUCCUCCACAUAUGAUCAUGUACCGUGUAUUUGAUAACUUUGUCAAUACAGUCAAAGCGUUGGAGCUACUCAGUCAUCGUAUGCAGACGAAAUCUAGCUCCCACAGCACGGAGAAGCCACCGAGUGGACCAAAACGUGUACCGAAAAUAUCCUUACGAAGCAAAUCAAUGGUAUUUGAGAUAGAGGAUGACCCAUUUGAGUGGAAACUAGGAUGUAUUUACCGUCUGGGGCUUCAGGAGCAGAAACAACGUCUUGCCCGCGAGGAAGCGUAUCAUAUGAAGCUAAAGAAAGUGAGAGAAAGCCAUGAUGAUCGCUAUACUACAAUCCGCCUCAGGAGCCUAAAUGCUCGAUCCCUAACAGAUAGACCUUAUACGAGCUCUCGCAGAAGUGGUGAAUAUCAAAGAAGUACCAGUGCAGAUAGCCGACCUAGGAAACGGUCCAGGUCUAGAGGAAGGAGUGCCUACUCAAAAGGUCGAUACGAUACGGGACAGGUGCCAAAUUUCUCUGAUUGUAGCAUCCUAUCGGCUGAUGAGGCAUGGAAUCAACUUCAGGCUCACAAUGCGCGCUCUUGGAAGAAAAAGAUUGACCAUUCAAUCAGAUUUCAGAAUGCGGCUGUCAGGGAGCUCCGGGCUCUUUUUGUUGGGGCCGACAAGACCCCCGAUGGUAUCCAGGAGCUUCCUGGGGUGGCUCCGAUUCCAAGUCGACCAGGUCUACUUGCUAUUAGGAUAUCUGAUUUUGCCUUCUCUCUAGAUGCGCCGUCGUUCCCCCUUCAUGAAUACCCUCAGUAUCUCCAUAGGAUUGGGAAAGGGAUGCCUUUGGAUAUGAAAUAUGCGUUAUUGAUUCCAAUGAGCAUCCGACUGGAUAUGGGAGAAGCCAGGUUCAAUUUAAGAGAUUAUCCGCUCGAUUUAAUCCAUAUUCCUCCGCUAGGCCCAGGGCAAUCUGCCCGUGUCCCAGCUUGGUCUCUCAAGACGGAUUUUGUUAUAGCUGAAGAAUUCCGCGGACCUGAGUCUUCUCGUCAGGUCAUAGUCAAUAUUGUUCCUCCCUCGCUUGCUUCUGAUGGCACGAUGCAGGAUGGCUUUUCACUCGAUGUUCGCCGAACGGUUGCUCCCGUGAAGACCUAUUCCAACCCAACCAUUGAGAUCAACACUAACCAACCCACCACGAUCUCUUGGGGAAUGUCAUACCAACCAGCCAUCCAAGAUGUGAUGAAGAUUAUUGAGAAUUUUACCAAGCCUGAAAUAGAUCCCUCCGAGCGUGUCGGAUUCUGGGACAAGAUUAGACUUAGCUUCCAUUCAAGGCUGCUCUGGGUUUGGAAAGGGGAUGGUGAUGUCCAUUUCCGAUUAAAAGGCUCUCGUGAUCCCUACAUCGUUACUGGCUUUGGCGCGGGUUUCGUUAUGUGUUGGCGUAAGGAUGUUCAAUGGGGAAUACAUACAAAUGACGACCCACAGGAAUUUUUCGCAGUUACCAGUGGUGAAUAUGUUCUUGCCAUUCCUGACUAUAAUCGUCAAGCGCGAUAUUCAUACGAAUGCCCGUCGUUCAGCAGUGGCUCCUCUAGGGUAUUCGCAAAGAAUGAUGCAUUAUUCAAGAAGGUGAUAAUGAAGCUAUCAGGAAAUGUCCGUUGGCUUGCAGGCUUGGUUUUUGAACGGAACACGAAUGGUGCGGACCGAUGCUUCGACUUUAAACCUCAUUAUGAGGUUGUACUACGCAAUCCCACAUAUCUAAAUCCAGAAACAUUAAAGGACUAUGAUGCGUUUCGUGGAUUCCGAAGCAACCACAUCCAUCUUUCUUUGGCCGUUGUUGCACCCGUUUCCCGAGUAUGGACCUUAACCAACCGCGAGCCAUCAGCUUCCUACAAUACAGUUCAUCUUACUCCCAAAUUCUUUACUCACUUUUUUAGUUGGUGGUCUCUAUUUUCCGGGGUCAUGUCACUUCCAGUUCGCCAAGGCCCUCUUUUCCCUGGACUGACAAAGACGAGCAAGAAGUUUAGUCGUCAUCUCGGUACCAUAAAGUACAAACUCUUUCUUUCCCCAUUGUUUGUCUCCCAUAUUUACAAGCAUAAGGACCCGGAAGACUAUAAGGAGGAUGUUGUGUUUGCAACUGGGUUGAAAGUCCGGUUGGAUAGCUUCAUGCUUGAUCUUCAUCAACGACGAGAGUAUACAACCGUUGUCAAGGGACGGCUUGAACCAACGAAGGCAAGUUCUAUGAAGAUCAAUAGGGCGCAAUUGGACUUUAUAUCCGCUGAUUGUCGUGCCGUAUCGUCAAUUGGUAGCUCCCUCCAGGGUGGUGGAAACGAGAAAGAUGGUAUCAGUCCGACGUACCCAGAUAUGUCUCAGCCUGCCGAGGUGUCUAAUUUUACCAUUCCCGAUGAUGAUCUCAACUGGAUUGACAUGGAUGACUUUGUUGAACUGGACUGGGUCCUACCCUCGGAAUUGAACCCCAAGACGCAAAUUCUUCCCUUGGCAUAUUCUCCUCGAUUUUCAUUUUUCCGUCAAACGGAUCAUAUAAAAGUUGGGCCAGAUGAACCAGGCUAUAGCCCUUUUGGAGACGAGCCCACCCAUGUCUGUGUCAUGUCACAGGAUCACGAUCCCCGACGGGUACAAAUUGAGUUACUUAAAGAGCGCCUUAGUGUCCUAGAAGCUCAAUCUUCCUCUCAUCAGCGAGUUGUUGGUGAAUUCGAAUUACGUUCUAUACGCGAUGGCAUCACAGAUGAAGAAACGCGAAGACAAUACGAGACGCUUGUUAGGCAUGGCAUCUCUCUUGCACAACGACAAAGGUUCCUUCAAGAUGAGCUUCAAAGGCUUGAAAAACAUCUUAUUCAAAACAACUACACCAAUGGAGCUGCUAUCCCCGGUAGUAGUGAGGAUGGGGACCUUUUAUUAUCUUCCGCUGAGGAUGAGUUUGGCAGUGAUUUUGACAAUCGUUUCGUCAUUCAUAACAUCCAACUGAAAUGGAACAAUUCCCUACGAAACAUAAUUUUGCGAUAUAUACACCAAGUCAACCAGAGGCGUGGGUUUGUGUACUACAUGUCACGGCGUGCAGUGAAGUUCAUUUUGGAUAUCGUUGACGAGCAAGCCAAGACAAAACGCCGACAUAUGGGCAAAAAGCAACAAACAUCGUGGACUGCUGAACCCCGGUCUCCUAUUGAUAUUGAAAGAGGAAACGAUAUGACCACCGAAGAGCGUAUUGAGCAACUCCUAAAUGACGCAAGCCGGUUUGUGAAUGCAGAACCGCCAACGCCCGGAGAGAGCAAACACCCUCUGCUACCCUCAAACUCGAGUGGCGAUAUAGCCUCCGAAUUCACACCGCAGAACAGCUAUCAUCUGAGACUCAUUGCCCCUCAAAUUCAGUUGCAGAGUGAGAAGAACAAGAAAUCUGUGGCCGUUGUCACUGCUAAAGGGAUGCAAUUGAAGGUUGUAUCCAUUAUGGACAAGCACCGAGUAUCCGAUGACAUUAGUGGGCUGGUACAACGCCAGUUUACGCUUAGCAUGGACAGCGCCCAGUUCUUCGUUGCGGACCAAAAAAGUUUUACUAGUCAUAUACAUAUUUACUGUGGGAAUGGAUACGGCAAUGCUCCUGGCACUUCCUGGCCGCCUUGGGUUUCGGUGGAAGCCAUGUUCGAUUUUGAUAUCGAUCUUUCUGGAUUCUCAAGAAUCAUACAAAAAACUUCUGCAAGUUUACGGUAUGAUAAGUUUAACACUUUGCGGCUGAAAUUUAACGAAAGGGUCGCUGGGGAGAUGGAAGAAGAUGAUAGGCAUGACAACGAUACCACUGAGCAUAGAAUGGAUCAGAUAACUGUUGACUUCCCCCAAGUGCGGGCGAUCUGCGAUUCAUCUCAGUACUACUCCCUAUACAUCAUCGCCCUUGACCUCCUCAUGUAUAGCGAGCCUCGAGAACAAGUCAGGGCCGAGAAAUUGGAAAAGAUCAUGCUAGCAUCAGAUUUUAGUGAUCUUCGAGGCGCACCAGAGAUUGUCAAUCGUCUUCAGCAGCGAAUUCGCUAUCUUGAAGAAAUUAAAAGCCUUUUCCAAAUUCGGGCUAAAUAUCUUGACAAACAGGGACUAGCGGACCGAAGCACACUUGAGAAAGACCUGAUAACAUGUGAGGAUGAGUUAUUCUUUAUGAUGAAAGCUAUUACAACAUCUCAAAGGAAGGGCGAUGACCGCGCGAAGUCCUCCUCUAGUGGGCUUCUACAUUGGACGCUGGCAGCGUCUGAAAUUGUAUGGCAUCUCAUGACUGACAACAAAGAGCCAAUUGCCGAGUUCCAACUGAGAGAUGCAGCAUAUGGCAGAACCGAUAACAUUGAUGGUUCAAAUCACAAUACAAUAGAAGUUGGGAAUAUAUAUGGGCUCAACUUGCUACCAGAUGCACUUUACCCUCAAGUUAUACUUCCAUAUAAAGAUGACCAUCGAGGCACUCAUCCGAAAGACAAUGGUAAAAUGCUUCAAGUCAAGUGGUACAUGCUAGAGGCUAUUGCAGGAAUCCCAGUUCUUAAUGACUUUGAGGUGACGCUAUUCCCUCUCAAAAUACAAUUGGAGAGAGAACUAGGCCAGAAACUCUUUGAAUAUGCCUUUCCGGCUGCUGCGCCGAAUGCCUUUGAGAACGGAGGCUUUUCACCAUUCAUGAUAAAGCAAAUAGAUCCACCUGACGAUGAGUCAGAUAUUGACGGAACCAGCGGCGUUAAUACACCAGCAUUGAGUACCACCAGCACAUCAACCGACGAACGGCCAACUUCUCGUCUUGGCACGGUUGAGCAACGGUUGACGCCUACCCUGGCUUUGCCCGAUAAACGCCGCUCGUACUCUCCAGGAAGAAUUAAGAAAUCAAUGUUAAUGACACCAAUAAUCAAAGAUCCAGCCUCCCAGAAGCAUGAUGCUGAAGAUUGCAGGAGUGGUUCGGCGUCCCAGGUACCUACACGGCGUACCUUGGCGAAGAAAGCUUCUGCGGAUAGUCUUACCCUACUUAAACGACAAGCUUCGGAUUGGUCUCUAGCAAGUCAGGCUGGGAAUAAAACUGAAGAGAAGCUAAAGAGACCCACCCUUAAACGACAACCAACGAAAGUGCAUCUAGAAAAGACUAAUGGGUCGGACGACCUUUCUCGAAUGAUAUCCCGCGCAUCCAAUUUCAUGAUUCUUACUCAUGUGAAAAUAAACGAUGUUGUGCUUUGCUUAAGUUAUAAGGGAAAAGGGGAGCGGAAUAUUGAAGACAUACAUGACUUCGUUUUCAGGUUGCCCGUUCUUGAGUAUCGCAAUAAGUCAUGGUCGAAUUUAGACCUUGCUCUGAGACUGAAGAAAGAUGCGAUCAAGGCCUUGAUUUCUCAUGCGCCUGCAAUACUGGGCAACAAGUUCUCCCAUCAUCGACCGACAAAGCAGCAACAGAAACGCCUCCGGGAAUUAGCUAGCUCUUCUCAGUUAUUAGAUGGCCAGUCCAUCCUCAGCACACCUCACUCUGAUGGCUCAAACAGCAUCGUCAGUCGCACUUCUACUGAACGUUCUGUGUCUCCUGCUCUCUCUUUAAAUUCACGCGCUUUUCAGGCGAGUGGUGCGUCGUCCACCGACUCCAUGGGCAUUCCCGCGAGAACCAAAACAGCCCAUUCUGAUCUUGGGCCUAUGGGUUCCGCUUCAAUGGAAGAACAAGAAGAAGUUAGCUGGCCUUACCGGGAAAUUCUAUCACCCUAUAUAGUACUGACUAGCUAG